This is a messenger RNA of Betta splendens (Siamese fighting fish), 853 nucleotides long. RefSeq names its product eukaryotic translation initiation factor 4E binding protein 3, like (gene eif4ebp3l). The coding region runs from base 3 to 341 and encodes 112 amino acids. Gene Ontology annotation, molecular function: eukaryotic initiation factor 4E binding. The transcript is spliced from 3 exons. Lineage: Eukaryota; Metazoa; Chordata; Actinopteri; Anabantiformes; Osphronemidae. Gene Ontology annotation, cellular component: cytoplasm. Gene Ontology annotation, biological process: negative regulation of translational initiation. The record is from RefSeq and is a predicted model, not a curated record.
GCAUGUCGACUGGCACGAACCAAGUUAAAAGCUGCCCCAUCCCCACCAGGGUGCUCACCCUGAAGGACUGGUCUCAGCUCCCCGACUGCUACAGCCAGACACCCGGAGGGACCCUCUUCUCCACCACGCCAGGAGGCACCCGCAUCAUCUACGACAGGAAGUUCCUGUUGGAGUGCCGAAAUUCCCCCUUAGCCCGGACCCCACCAUGCUGCCUGCCGCAGAUCCCUGGGGUGACGGUGCCUGCCACACACCCCACAGGGAAGCUGCAGGACCUCAAGGAGGAGGCUGAAGAGGAAGAGAAGGACGUUGCAGAUGACAGCCAGUUUGAGAUGGAUAUCUGAGAUCCAGUACUACCUCCUGUGGAGAGUUAUUAGAUAAAACACCUCCAAGGUCAUUAACGACCAUUACCUAUGAUGCUUUUUUUUUUUUUAAAUGUAAGGUUUUUGAGAGGAACCAAAAAGAAUGUGUGAACGAAGGCAACGCUUUAGGGUGUUUUUGACCCUGGACUGUGGGCAAAAUGCAACAAAAUUGUAUUUACACAAGUUCAUUAGUUGCUCACUCGCUUUAGAGCUGCAGCAAAAUUUAAAAAAAACUCUUAAUUUCCACUUUUUUUAUCUUUUUGUAAAUACAAAAAUUGUACAAUGUAGCCUAUUUUUAAGUUGGGGAGUACAAAGUGGUUACAUGAAGACAUGUACAUGAGGGUUUUUCACUGCAGGCAUCAGUUUUGUUUUGUUGUACUCCCUGUCUCCUAAUGCUGAGGGGUGAGGGCCUACUGAAAAAUCAAAUAGUACUGUUUUGAAUGGAAGGAGAGAUGAAAUGUGAAUCAUUUCAAUAAAGGCUAUUCAAACUGUCA